ACCAUUCAGAGAGAGGGAGAGACCGCACACCCGCUCCCAACCUCUCUGUGUCAUCGCCAUGACUGACAGGCGGAUCUUACGAGACUGCUGCCCUCUUCCUGCUGAACCAUGCAUGCGCCAGACAGUCAGCACAGACCUCUCCCUGUUAAGUUACUUUGUUGUUUCUUUCUGUGGCUAAUAAGUAGCUUUAUAUAUGAAUCCUAAGCAAAAUUACACAACAUCCUACACUUUGGUCUUGACUUAAGUUUAGUGGCCUUGGUGUCCUCUACACAUUUUUGCCUUGCCCUUUUUUGCCAAUUUAGAGCCCUGUUAUAUUAUAUGUAAAAUAUGGUCUGGCUUUUGUUUUGUCCAACAUUUGUUGGAAAGUCAAUGUUUGCUCAAAGUAACUGCUUGAGAAAAUUGCAGUGAUUUUAAACCACUGCAAUGAGCAAACUGCAUUCCCAUCUUUGCCAGCUGUGCGCUUGUCAUACAGUAGGAUCCUGUUCUGUUUCCUUGUCACAUCAAAGGUGUUGCACAUCUGCAGAUGGAGAUUGAAAUUGAAGUAAUCCACAUGGCAGUGUAUCAGUUUGUAAAACAGAUGCAGAAUUGCUUGGCAGUAAUUUUGACAUAAAACUGCUGCUUUUACUCCAUGAUUUGGUGAUGUAGCAACGGAGGAUGAAGUUUCACACUGGAACUCAACAGGUGACUCCUCUACAGCUACAGAUAUGAAGCUUCCUGAAGUGGAACCUGUCCCCAUUAAAGAAGAGACUCCAGAAGAUCUAGAGCCUGUCCACAUUAAGAAAGAAGUCACAGCUCUGGAACCUGUCCACAUGAACGAGGAUAGUCCUGUACUACAAUCAGUUUAUAUUCAAAUGGUUGUUCUCAAUCCUAUAACCUUAUUCAAUGUGCAGGGUUCACAAUUACAAAGUCUUGCAGUACACCAGCCACAUCACACAGGAGCUAAACCACACCACUGUAAUAAAUGUGGAAAGAGCUUCACUCAUUUGAGAAACUUUAAAAGACACCAGCGAGUUCACACAGGCGAGAAACCUCACCAGUGUAAUAAAUGUGGGAAGAGGUUCCCUGAUGUAGGAAGUCUUAAAAGACACCAGCGAGUUCACACAGGAGAGAAACCAUACCAGUGUGAUGAGUGUGGAAAGUGCUUUACUCAAUCAGGAAAAGUUAAAAAACACCAGCGAGUUCACUCAGGAGAGAAACCACACCAGUGCAAUGCAUGUGGAAAGUGCUUUACAGAAUUAGGACGCCUUAAAACACACCAGCGAGUUCACACAGGAGAGAAACCACACCAGUGUAGUGAAUGUGGGAAACGCUUCGCUGUAUUAGCAGGCCUUAAAACACAUCAGCGCAUUCACACAGGAGAGAAACCACAUCAGUGUAAUGAAUGUGGAAAAAGCUUCAUUCAAUCAGGAAAACUUAAAAGACACCAGCGAGUUCACACAGGAGAGAAGCCACACCACUGUAAUGAUUGUGGGAGAAGUUUCACACGAUUAGGAAGUCUUAAAACACACCAAUUAAUCCACACAGGACAGAAAACACAUCACUGUAAUACAUGUGACAAGAGGGUCUCUCGAUCAGAAUAUCUUAAAGCACACCAGCACAUUCACACUGGAGAGAAACCACACCACUGUAGCGAUUGUGGGAAGCGCUUCACUCUAUUAGGAAAUCUUAAAAAACACCAACUAAAUCACACAGAUGAGAAACCACACCGCUGUGAUACAUGUGAGAAGAGCUUCUCUCGAUCGGAAUAUCUUAAAGCACACCAGCGACUUCACACAGGAGAGAAACCACACCACUGUAAUGAUUGUGGGAAGAGCUUUACUCAAUUAGGAAAUCUUACAAAACACCAACGAAUACACACAGGAGAGAAACCACACCACUGUAAUUAUUGUGGGAAGUGCUUCACUCAAUCAGGAAAUCUUAAAAAACACCAACGGAUACACACAGGAGAGAAACCACACCACUGUAAUGAAUGUGGAAGAAGUUUCACUCGAAUAGACAACCUUAAAAUGCACCAACGAAUUCACACAGGAGAGAAACCACACCACUGCAAUGACUGUGGGAAGAGCUUCACUGAAUUAGGAAAUCUUAAAAUACACCAACGGAUACACACAGGAGAGAAAUCUCACCACUGUAAUGAAUGUGGGAGAAGUUUCACUCGAAGAGACAACCUUAAAAUGCACCAACGAAUUCACACAGGAGAGAAACCACACCACUGCAAUGACUGUGGGAAGAGCUUCACUGAAUUAGGACAUCUUAAAAGACACCAAUUAAUUCACGCAGCAGCGAAACCCUGAAUGUUGGGAAUUAUUUCAUCUGGUGGGACACAUAAGAACAUAAGAAAGUUUCCAAACGAGAGGAGGCCAUUCAGCCCAUCUUGCUCGUUUGGUUGUUAGUAGCUUAUUGAUCCCAGAAUCUCAUCAAGCAGCUUCUUGAAGGAUCCCAGGGUGUCGGCUUCAACAUUCCGGCGCCUCCUCAAGACUCACCUCUUCAAACAGCACCUGUAGAACUCCUCUGUUUGUAUCCUGGGACACUAUCACCCUUCAUUUAAAUGUGCUUCAUUUUGCUCUUAUCUGCCCCCUAUUUUACUGCAUAUAACCCUGUACUUCAGAAUACUGAAAUCUGCCAAAUGUUUAACAUAGUAUUUUGUACUUAAUCAUUUCCUGAUGUAACUAUCACUAUUUAAUCAUAUCCUGAUGUAACUUUCACUAUUAUCUGCUGUAUUAUUGAAUUGUGGUUUGUCACACUUGAACAAAAAUUAUUGUAUUUCUUGCUCUUAUUGUAUUACUUGUAACACUUGAAAUGUAUUUUCUUGCGAUUGUAAGUCGCCCUGGAUAAGGGUGUCUGCUAAGAAAUAAAUAAUAAUAAUAAUAACAACAUUACAAAACCAGGAAAUUCUCACAAGACAAAAACCCUGUUACUCAAGAGAUUAAUGUCAUUAAAAAACUAUUCAUAAAACUUGUGGAGUUUAAAAUCUUUUUCUUAACAAACAAGCUUCAUAAAAUUAGUAAUAAUAAUAAAAAUCCUUCACAGACUCCUCAGACAUGUUUACUGCACAGGCUGCUUUUACACUUUGAAACAGACAAGAGGAUACCAUUCCGGUCAGAGACAUCAGAGCUUCAAACGAAACAGACACUUUGAACACAUUCCAAAGAGGGAGACACUAUUUCACCCCCUCGCUGGUAAGAGAGAGACGUGCCCGGAUGUUUAUCUCGUGGAAGAUGUUGCUUUCCGAUAUCCCACUGACUGAGACUGCAAACAUGAAUUACUACAGUAACUAUUGACUGCGACUUGGCUUCUUCAUGUCUAAACCCCUGGAGCAAGGUGUAAACGCUGGGCUUCUCUUUGCAUCCCUCCAGGCUGGACCGCGGAGCAACGCCCAUCGCAGGAUUGGUAUUCUUCUUACUCCUUCAUAAGACUGCUUUAGUUCUUCAAAAGAGACUGAAACAUCCCUCUAAAUCAAUUACACAAUUUAUCGAGUCUGCAGUGCAUCACGUAGAAUUAUAAUGCUGUUUAAAUGCUUGUAAGGAUGUGUUUUCACUUCUACCCUGAUCGUUUGCUGUUGAACCUUGUUAGUAUGUUUUAUUAAAGAUGGUUUUAAAAUAAGUAAAUACUAAAUAUAGUUAGGGCUUCUGAUUUUCGGUUUUAACCGAUAAAACCCGAUUAAAACACUCCUGAUACAAAAAAAUAGCCAAUAAACACUGAAAUGUUUAAUCAAUUCACGUUGACUUUACCCUUUUCACACUAUAAAAUAAUAAUAAAUACAUUUCUCAGUGCUGCUGGGCAAUGUCCCGCCUUCCUGACUUGCAUCCAUCAUUGAUUCGUUCUGAAUACUUUAAACCCGCCCCAACUACUGAGUGACAGCACGUUCCUACAUUUCUAUUGGAGACUCCGCUUGAGAGAUUUAAAACGAGAUUAAAAUCAGGGUGCAGGCUUAGCGGGAUUUCAAGCUGUAUUACAGUUAAGAUACGAAGGAUUUAAAACAGAAUUGUGGUGAAUUGUACAAAGAUGUCUCCACACAAAAACCCCAGAAGAAUGUGCCGUGACCAGAGGGAUUUCACUGUGGAAGACAGCAAAGGAAAGAAGGAACUUAAGUGUGCAAGUACUGUCCAGUUAGUAUACAUAUUUUGACACACACACACACACAAACGCUCAAGCAUUUUGGAAAGUAACCGAAAACACUAAUUUCAUAGAGUACAUCAAAAACGAAAGCCCCGAAAAAAACAAUCUACAUAAAACUCGAAAAUAGCUAAAAAUAAGCACUGAAAAAUACAAUUUAUAAAACCCGAAAAACAGAAGCUCUAAAUAUAGCACAGGUGUAGUAUGUGUAGGUGAUGCUUGAUGUA
Acipenser ruthenus (sterlet) is the source of this 4343-nucleotide messenger RNA. RefSeq names its product zinc finger protein 271-like. Gene Ontology annotation, biological process: regulation of cytokine production; regulation of immune system process; negative regulation of transcription by RNA polymerase II. Bases 705 to 2294 code for a protein of 529 amino acids. The transcript is spliced from 2 exons. Lineage: Eukaryota; Metazoa; Chordata; Actinopteri; Acipenseriformes; Acipenseridae. The record is from RefSeq and is a predicted model, not a curated record.